AUGUUUCAAAAACAGACCUUCGGAACGACCAACACCGGUUUUGGUUCCUUCAACUCCGGAGCCAGUACAUCAUCACCGUUCAGUGGCUUCAAACCCGCGGCCAGCACCAGCGGCUUCGGAGCAGCCCCGGCCUUCGGCGCCAGUGCCACCCAGCAGCCCGCAACUGGUGGAGGUCUGUUCGGGUCUAGCAACACGUCGGGCGGUCUGUUCGGGGGCACCACCUCCACGAACUCGGGCUUCGGCUCCUCGGGCUUCGGGUUCGGGGGAGGGAGCGCGGGCGCGGCGGGAGGGGGAGGAGGGGGUCUGUUCAACAACACUAGCGGGGGGCUGUUCGCAAACAACCAGAACAACACCGGCUUUGGAGCUAAACCUGCUACUGGCUUCGGUUUCGGCGCGGGCUCCGCCCCGGCCCCCAGCGGAGGCCUAUUCGGGUCCCAGCCCUCCACGUCCACGGGCAUCUUCGGACAACAGAACAACACUAUGGGGACUGGCCUCUUCAAUAAUACGGCCGGUGGUUUCGGUCAGCAGGCGACGGGCACGGCUCACGUAAAGUACAACCCGGUGGUGGGCACCGACGUGGUGGUCAAGUCUGGCUCCUCGCAGAACGUGAACAUUAAACACCACUGCAUCACGUGCAUGAAGGACUACGAGUCCAAGUCUCUCGAGGAGCUCCGCCUUGAGGACUACGUGGCUGGUCGUAAGGGAGCCAGCGGAGUGUUCGGCUUUACUCAGACGGAGAACAAGCCGCUGUUUGGAGCUACCUCCACAUUCGGUCAGCCAGCUACUACAAGUGCCCCGAGUCUUUUUGGAUCUUCAAGCAUCGGUUCAACGCCGGCCUUCGGACAAACAAAUACGUUCUCUUUCGGCGGAGCGCAGCCGGGGGCGCAGACCACGGGACUGUUCGGAGCUAACAAGCCGGCCUUCGGAGCUACAACCAACACGGGCACAAGUCUCUUCUCAACUACAACAACCCAGGCCCCAGCCUUUGGCACCAAUACAUCCACAUUUGGUUUCGGAGCCAACACACAGAACCAGUCGGGAGGGUUGUUCAACAGUAAACCAGCGACCUCGGGCUUCGGUACAACGCCGAGCUCGGGCUUCGGGGGCUUUGGUGGGGGCAUGUUCGCUAAGACUAGUACAACCACCGCACCUUUCGGUACCACUACUCCUGCGUUUGGUUCAACGGGUUUCGGCACCAACACUUCUGGCUCAAGCCUGUUCGGGAACAACACGUUCGGGAAACCAGCGACCACCACACCGUCCUUUGGGUUCAACACACAACCUACCCUCGGUCUGGGUACCGGUCUGGGCUCCUCGUUCCAGUCCAAGCCGGCCAGCAGUGGGUUUGGUACCCUGGGAGGGACAGGCUCGCUGUUCACACAACCAACACAGAACACAUUCAGAACUGACUCGGGUGUGGGCGGAGGUCUGUUCAACAACACUAUGGGCUCGCUCGGCAACACACAGAUGAACAACACCAGUGCUACGGGUGUUUCUCUCGGCGGUUCGUCCAACGUUCAUGAACAGAUACUUACUCUAGUCGCCCGGCCAUACGACACGCCGCUCUUCAAAGACCUGGCGCCCGAUACAGCGACAUCUACGGAGGAGGUGUUGAAGCCUACCAACCCGUCAGCCGUGAGGGCGGUUCUGGAUUCAUACAAGGUGUCCCCCGGGAACAGACUGCGGGUGACCGUCAGGCCCGGAGGGGGGCAGCGACACGACAAGAAAUCUCUGUUCGAUGGAUUAGAGGAGGGAGACGCGAGUGUUGAAGACAAACUGACAACACGACCCAGUAGGAAGAGACUCGUGUUGAGGAACAGACCGGCAACUGACAGGUCGCUGGAGGAGAGCCAACAGAACGGCGGCGAGGAAAGACAGGCGGCGGAACACGACAAGACGGACGGAGAACACGCGCAGACUGACGCCGCGAACAACAGACACGGCAGCUGGCUCGCAUCUCCAAAGAACUCAAGCUCGUGGAAGGAGAACGAAAAGCCAGCGGAGACUGAACCGGCCCCCAGGCUGUACCCGGACCUGGAGAAGGAGCUCCCGCCGCAGGUGUCGGACAGACGAGCCAGCUGGUUGUCAUCUCUGCCCCUGCGUCCUUCACCAGGGUCUGUGGACGCGGAGAGCUCAGUCAGAGAACUUGUACGGGGAGGCAGAGACAAAGUAUCUGAGGAGGAGAACAUUCCCCCCCGGGAGACGGCCCCCCACCCCGCCGGGGUGAAGCUGACCAGGCCCGGGUACUACACUAUACCUAGCUUGGAAGAGAUGAUUGAGUACAUCCGGCCCGACGGCUCCUGCCGCGUGCCCCACCUCACCAUCGGCAGGAAGAACUACGGGAACGUGUUCUACGACUGUGAGAUAGACGUGGCCGGCUUAGACCUCGACCAGUUGGUCCACUUCCUCAACAAAGAGGUAAUCAUCUACCCGGACGAUGAAGUCAAACCUCCAGUAGGGUCGGGCCUCAACAGAAGGGCUGUGGUCACUUUAGAGAGGGUCUGGCCGCGAGACAAGAGCGAGAGGAGGCCCGUCACGGAACCAGACAGGUUACUGAUGAUGGACUACGAGGGCAAGCUGAGGCGCGUGUGCGACAAACAUGAUACGAAGUUCAUAGAGUACCGGCCGCAGACGGGCAGCUGGGUGUUCAGGGUGGAACACUUCAGUAAAUACGGCCUCACAGACUCCGACGAAGAAGAUGAUAUAACUCCCGACGUGCUCAAGAGACAGCUGGUCGACCAGAAGUUACAGAAGUCUGCAGCACCUCCUAAGCCCCCUCCACCUUCAGCCGCCCAACAGCCAGGCCUAGCAGGUCUAGGAGGUCCGGUCGCUUCAGUUACAUCGGGCCCGGGCCUGGGCGGGUCCGGAUCGGGACCUUUAGGCCCAGGCCUCACACUAGGACUAUCAACUACCUCUGUAGGGAGAGACGAAUACAUGGAACAGACAUCACUCAAUCUAUUGAAUGGCACCAGUAAAGGCUUCACCAUGGAUGUGACUGAGGAUGGAGACCAGAACAGUCUGUACCAAGACGGAGGUGUGUGUGUGAAGAGCCCCACAAGUGAACUAGCCCGACUGGAACACCGCGGCAGUCACCGACUGCAGCUUAUGAAGGCGAGCUUGUACGCUGAUGGAGCGGCGGACGUGAUGGAGGAGGUGUCUUCGUUCUCCACGGACCAGCUGGUGCCUCACGCGGUGACGUCACCACCCCCCACCAGCGACACGCAUCGAGAGGUGAUACAGACAGUGGAUAUGGAGCGAGAACAGACGGGAGUGUCGGAGGUGAUCUCUCGGCCCAUAACAGUUCAUCCUCAUACCGUGGUGCUCAAGUAUCACAAGAAGAUACCGCCCUUCAAGGAGACUAUAGCCGGUCGUCUCUCAGCAUCAUCCCUAGUAGACUUAUCUAUAUCCCGAGCCCGCCUGUCCCGCUGGUGUGGCCGGCCCGGAGUGAUGAUAGUACACUCCACCGCAGCCGCUGCUGACCAUCUGCCAUCAGUGUGUGACCUCGGAGCCCUAGGGCUUUACGUGUCGGGACGUGUCGACACAGACUGGAGCGAGCAGGUCAUCAUGAGGAUCGGCUUUGGAGCUCCGGAGGGGACUGUGGCUAUGGAGUGUCUGUCCCGUCAGCUGGGCAGUCUGUUAGAGUAUUCGGACACGGACACCACACGACCAGUCUGUCCGCGCCUGGUCGUGAGGCAGGAACCGAUACAGAGGAAGAGGCUGCUCGAAGAGCUCCUGGAACACGCCAGGCUCGCUGAGGACUAUAGACCCAAGUUUGGUGUGUCCGGAGAGUAUUGUGUCCAGGUGUGGAAGUUAUGUGAAGCGCUGUGGGGCUUGGACUUGGAAAAUGAUGGUGUUCCCGGUAACACAGAGCAGUAUAUAGUGUCCCAGCACCAGCGGUUGGUGGAGUGGCUCAAGGAAGUGGUGCAGAAAUCUACUGAUGAAGAGCUGGAGCAGCCCGGAGACUUGGAGGAUAUUGAUGAGUACGACGCUCACAGUAGUAAGGUGUGGUCACUGGUGGUUGGUGGUAGGACCUUGGAGGCCUGCAAGUUAGCUCGGGACAAGGGAGACUUGAACAUGGCCACCAUUAUAGCACAGGCUUGCGGUGAUCCGUCUUUCAAGAGUCUGUUGGAGCGCCAGCUGCGUGUGUGGCGUGAGUGCGGGGCGGAGUCUCUAGUGGCGGAGUCCCGGCGCGCCACUAUCAGUCUGUUGGCGGGACUUCGUCCCCGAGGGUACCUCGAGAAAUGUGACUGGCUGAGAGUACUACUAGCGGUUGCCUGCUACAUAUGUCCACAAGUGCCGACCCUGGAGCAGAUACUACACACGUAUGAGAGUUAUCUCACGAACGAUGAGAUGAGUGUACAGCAUCCGACACCCGCCUACUAUAACACGUACGACGCGCGGCUGGAUAACAACCCGUCGCCGUGGCGAGACCUGCGCUACGAACUGUUGACGGCGCGAGCGACGCAGGGCCGGCCUCGGACAGACACACACACAUACACACCCGACACUAUGGACUGUUCACUGAGUUUCCUGGUUGGUUCGUGGCUGGGCGUGUGUAAUUCCAGCAGCAUCACAGGCACGGCCGAGCAGCUGGAGGCGGCCGGCAGCUGGCACCUGGCUGUGCAGGUGUUGGCGUACCACCCCGACGACGUGCUUCGCGGUCAUCUAAUCCGUCAAGUAUUGAACCGUAACGCGCCCUCCAAGUUUGAAGGUCGGGACCAGGAGCGAUUGGAACUUAUGAAGAAAAUCAGGAUACCGCAGACGUGGAUAUUGACCGCGCAGGCUUGGAGGGCCAAAUAUGAGCACAAGCCGCUGCUUCAAGCCGAACACCUGGUAGCUGCCCGCGAGUGGACGGAGGCUCACCGGGUACUGGUUGAAGAAUUACUCACUGAUGCUGUACUAUCCGACAAGUUGUCAAGUAUCUCCGGCGUGGUGUGUGAGCUGAGCGCCGCUGCCGGCCGGCAUCUGGUGCGAGGCUGGAGCCCCGCCGCUGACUCGCUCACACACUACCUGCGGCUGUGCGAGGAGAUACGUGAUGUUGUGAACGCGGGCGGCGCGGGGGGCGGCGACGGAUUGAAGGCGCUCCGCCCCUCACUGACGGCCGCUUGCAAGGCGCUGGCGCAGUUUGAACCGAGGACUCCGAAGCAGUCUGCAGCUCAUUCCGAGAUGGGUGCACGUCUGGUGCAGUUGUCUCUAGCGGGUGGUAGGCCUUCGCCCCACAUGGCGGCGCUACUAGCGGCCCUAAGGCUGCCCCCGGACUGCGCAGCGGCCGCCGCUAGUAAGAUAGCAACUGACCUCGCUGAACGAGCAUCGGAGGUGUGCCUGGAGUCGGCUGUGAGGAACUAG
This is a messenger RNA of Danaus chrysippus (African queen), 5346 nucleotides long. The record is from the annotation of a GenBank genome assembly. Lineage: Eukaryota; Metazoa; Arthropoda; Insecta; Lepidoptera; Nymphalidae.